This is a messenger RNA of Pseudomassariella vexata, 2028 nucleotides long. RefSeq names its product UTP--glucose-1-phosphate uridylyltransferase-domain-containing protein. NCBI's taxonomy places the organism in Eukaryota, Fungi, Ascomycota, Sordariomycetes, Amphisphaeriales, Pseudomassariaceae. The transcript is spliced from 4 exons. Gene Ontology annotation, biological process: UDP-alpha-D-glucose metabolic process; glycogen metabolic process. Gene Ontology annotation, cellular component: cytoplasm. Gene Ontology annotation, molecular function: UTP:glucose-1-phosphate uridylyltransferase activity. The record is from RefSeq and is a predicted model, not a curated record. Bases 256 to 1824 code for a protein of 522 amino acids.
UUUGCCAGGUAAAGAAAGAAAAAAUUAAGAGCUCCUGCUUCAGAAGCUGCUCCAAGCUCGCCGUACCCCGCCAUCCACUCCACUUGCUUGGCACCUGGGCGGGCACCUUCAUUCACGACAAGCCAGAGAAAUCCUCCCCGCCUCUACUUCUAUUCUAUCUUCCUUCACCACCUCUUGCUGCUGAGACUGCAUUCCAGCAGUACACAUCAAACAACAUCCUUUUCUAAAUAGACUUUACUCUGAUCCACCGUCACAAUGGCAGCUCAAGCUAUUAAGAGUGCUCUGCCUUCCCAUCUCAAGCCACAUGGUAAUGGCGACGAAUUCCAGGCCCGUCACCAUGGCAAAACGCGAUCUCACAUGGCUUUCGAGAACACUUCGACCAACAUCGCCGCCGCUCAGAUGCGGAACUCUCUGACGGAGCUUGCCGAGACGGUCAAGGACCCUAACGAGAAGAAGCUCUUCGAGACCGAGAUGGACAACUUCUUUUCGCUCUUCCGCCGCUACUUGAACGACAAGUCCAAGGGCAACGUUGUGGACUGGGAUCGCAUUGCUCCUCCUGCCCAGGGCCAAGUCGUUGACUAUGAAGACCUGGCCAACUCGGAAUCCGUCUCCUUCCUCAACAAGCUUGCUGUCCUAAAGCUGAACGGUGGUCUCGGUACCUCCAUGGGCUGUGUUGGACCGAAGUCAGUCAUUGAAGUCCGUGAUGGCAUGUCCUUCCUGGAUCUCUCUGUGCGCCAGGUCGAGUACCUCAACCGAACAUACGACACAAACGUGCCCUUCAUCCUGAUGAACUCGUUCAACACUCAUGAUGACACUGCCGCCAUCAUCAAGAAGUACGAGGGCCACAAUGUCGACAUCCUCACCUUCAACCAGUCGCGAUACCCUAGAAUCCUUAAGGAUUCGCUUCUGCCCGUCCCCAAGAGCUUCGACUCCCAGAUCACCGACUGGUACCCUCCUGGCCACGGUGACGUCUUCGAGUCCCUGUACAACUCCGGUCUUCUUGACAAGCUGAUUGACCGUGGCAUCGAGAUCAUCUUCUUGUCCAACGUUGACAACUUGGGUGCGGUCGUUGAUCUGCGCAUCCUGCAACACAUGGUGGAGACUAACGCCGAGUACAUCAUGGAGUUGACCAACAAGACCAAGGCUGACGUCAAGGGUGGCACCAUUAUCGAUUACGAGGGUUCCGUCCGGCUUCUCGAAAUUGCCCAGGUCCCUAAGGAGCAUGUCAACGAGUUCAAGUCCAUCAAGAAGUUCAAGUACUUCAACACCAACAACAUCUGGAUGAACGUGAAGGCCGUUAAGCGCGUUGUUGAGAACGAUGAGCUCGAGAUGGAGAUCAUCCCCAAUGGCAAGUCCAUCCCUGGCGACAAGAAGGGCGAGUCCGACAUUUCUAUUGUCCAGCUUGAGACCGCUGUUGGUGCUGCCAUACGUCACUUCCGCAACGCCCACGGAGUCAACGUGCCGCGUCGUCGCUUCUUGCCAGUCAAGACUUGCUCCGACCUGAUGUUGGUCAAGUCUGAUCUGUACGCCCUGAAGCAUGGUCAGCUCCAAAUGAGCGCUAACCGAUUCGGUGACGCGCCGCUUAUUAAGCUGGGUGGCGACUUCAAGAAGGUCUCUGACUUCCAGAAGCGCAUCCCAUCCAUUCCCAGAAUCAUUGAGCUUGACCAUCUCACGAUAACUGGAAACGUCAACCUUAGCAGGGGUAUCACCCUGAAGGGCACGGUCAUCAUUGUGGCCACUGAGGGUGCCACGAUCGACAUCCCCCCUGGUUCCAUCCUCGAGAACGUGGUUGUGCAGGGUAGCUUGCGUCUGCUCGAGCACUAGUGUAUUGUUAUCUGGCAUUAUUCUUUGGCUUCUCACUUAGGUUUGGUUCUUCAGACGAGGCUACGUCUGUCUUCGAGUUCACGGCUUGUCUUGCCCUACGUUGAUUGGGGCUGACUAAUAGAGGAGGCUACAUGUGGUGUAGAUAGCGGAACACCUGAUCAUAAGAACGCACCUUGAAGUGCGGUAGGACUACCUAAUACAGUG